CCACAUCGACUACAUCCUGGUUUACAGGAAGUCUGGUCCGCAGUCGGAGAAGAGGGAAAUAUUUGAGCGCAACAUCCGGGCCGAGGGCUUGCAGAUGGAGAAGGAGUUGUCUGUGUGCAACAGUGAUGUGAUCUUCCUGAAGCUGCAUGCUCCCUGGGAGGUGCUGUGUCGCUACGCAGAGCUUAUGAACAUUCGGAUGCCGUUCAGGAGGAAAAUCUAUUACAUGCAUCGACGGUACAAGUUCAUGAGUAGGAUGGAGAAGAGAAUCAACAGAUUUCGAGGAUGGCUGCCUCGCAAACCCAUGAAAUUUGACAACAACACCCUUCCUGACCUGGAGGAGAAUGAAAGCUUUACCGCCCCCUUCAGUCGCUCCAGAAUACAUCAUUUCACCAUUCACAACAAAGACACGUUCUUCAACAACGCUACCAGGAGUCGCAUCGUCCAUCAUAUCUUGCAAAGYGUCAAAUAUGAGGAGGGCAAAGACAAAAUGGGGCUGAAUCGUCUUUUGAGCAAUAGUUCAUACGAGGCAGCUUUUCCCCUUCAUGAGGGGAGCUACAGAAGUAAGAACUCCAUCCGYACGCAUGGGGCAGAGAACCACAGACACUUGCUGUAUGAAUGCUGGGCCUGGUGGGGUGUGUGGUACAAGUACCAGCCACUGGACCUCAUAAGGCGGUACUUCGGUGAGAAAAUUGGUCUCUAUUUUGCCUGGCUGGGUUGGUACACUGGGAUGCUGUUCCCUGCGGCGCUGGUUGGGCUCAUGGUCUUCCUCUACGGCUGGUUCACCCUAGACCACUGCCAGGUCAGUAAAGAAAUCUGCCAGGCCACUGACAUCAUCAUGUGCCCCAUAUGUGACGAGUACUGCCCCUACCUGAGACUCUCAGACAGCUGCAUCUAUGCCAAGGUCACCCAUCUUUUUGACAACGGAGCAACAGUUUUCUUUGCUGUAUUCAUGGCUGUGUGGGCAACCGUGUUUCUCGAGUUCUGGAAGAGGCGGCGAGCGGUCCUUGCAUAUGACUGGGACCUAAUUGACUGGGAGGAAGAGGAGGAGGAAAUCCGUCCCCAGUUUGAGGCCAAUAUUCCAAAAAAGGAGAGGAUGAACCCCAUAUCUGGAAAGCCUGAGCCGUACCAGGCCUUUACAGACAAGUACAGCAGACUCAUCGUCUCAGCUUCUGGAAUCUUCUUUAUGAUCCUGGUGGUGAUCGCUGCCGUUUUCGGCAUCGUGAUUUACCGUGUGAUCACAGUCAGCACUUUUGCCGCCUUCGGCUGGGCUCUCAUCAGGAAUAACUCUCAGGUGGCCACCACCGGCACAGCCGUGUGCAUCAACUUCUGCAUCAUCAUGCUCCUCAAUGUGUUGUAUGAAAAAGUUGCCCUUCUGCUCACCAAUUUAGAGCAGCCAAGGACUGAGUCAGAGUGGGAGAACAGCUUCACCCUGAAGAUGUUCCUGUUUCAGUUUGUCAAUCUCAACAGCUCUACCUUCUACAUAGCUUUUUUCCUGGGCAGGUUCACUGGUCGGCCAGGAGCCUAUAUCCGCCUCAUUAACCGCUGGAAAUUGGAAGAGUGCCAUCCCAGUGGUUGUUUGAUAGAUCUCUGCAUGCAGAUGGGUAUCAUCAUGGUGCUCAAGCAGACCUGGAACAACUUCAUGGAGCUGGGCUACCCGCUGAUCCAGAACUGGUGGACGCGGCGAAGGCUGAGGCAGGAGCACGGCCCCAACGCCAAGGCCAGCUUCCCGCAGUGGGAGAGGGACUACAACCUGCAGCCCAUGAAUGCCUACGGACUGUUUGACGAAUACCUGGAGAUGAUCUUACAGUUUGGCUUCACCACCAUAUUUGUGGCAGCUUUCCCCCUGGCCCCGCUCCUGGCCCUCCUCAACAACAUCAUCGAGAUCCGCCUGGACGCCUACAAGUUUGUCACCCAGUGGCGGAGACCCCUGCCCUCUCAAGCCAAAGACAUAGGGAUCUGGUACGGCAUUCUGGAGGGCAUCGGUAUCUUGUCCGUCAUCACCAACGCCUUUGUCAUCGCUGUCACCUCUGACUUCAUCCCACGCCUUGUCUAUGCAUACAAGUACGGCCCGUGUGCCGGGCAGGGCCGGGCCGGAGAGAGGUGCAUGAUGGGAUAUGUAAAUGCCAGUCUAUCGAUGUUCAGAGUGUCUGAUUUUGAGAACAAUUCGGUGCCCAGGACAGAUGGAUCGGAUAUGUUUGGAGAAGCAGUGAAGUACUGCAGGUACCGUGACUACAGAGAGCCCCCGGACUCGCCCGGUGAACCAUACUCCUACACACUGCAGUUCUGGCAUGUCCUGGCCGCACGGCUGGCCUUCAUCAUAGUCUUCGAGCACAUGGUUUUCACCAUCAAGAACCUGAUCGCCUACCUGAUCCCAGACCUGCCCAAGGACCUGCGUGACCGCAUGCGGCGGGAGAAGUACCUGAUCCAGGAGAUGAUGUACGAGGCCGAGCUAGAGAGACUGCAGAAGGAGAAGAACGAGAAGAAGAAGAAUUACAGGGCCCAUCAUAACGCAUUGCCCUGAAUGCACAAGCAGGUCAUGCUGGUGUCCAUUUUUGCUCGGUGGCGUUGUGUGUGGGAAUGACAGAGAACUGGCUGCAUGCACGCCAGGGACUGUCCUGCCUGUCUGCGUCUCCCACUGGACCAGGUGAGCGCCCCCAAGAGGACCGUCAGCAUGCUCCUCGCCAUGGUGUUCAAACGUACUGUACGUCAUUCUGAAUCAGAGAGGCCAGUGGGUGAGGGGGAAAAAGAGGACAUACAUUGGAACAUUUGACAAUGGGUUUACUACUUUUUUCCAGAUUGCUCCUUCCACUUUGGACUCACAACUGUACAUUUCUUCAAAGCCUGAAUGUAGAUUUCAAAGAAACACAAAAAACAAACUUUUGCAUUUCUAUUGUCACAACUUAAAAAAAUAUUCUGUCAUCCGUGCAGUUGAAUGACAAACCCUGUUUACAAUCCUAGCCUUUUUAUUUUGAUGACAAAACUCAUGAGAAAUCAUGAUCAAUUGCUUUCACAAGGUUGUGAACCUUCGGCCAUGUUCUCUGCUUACAUUGUGUGCUGCAAUAAGAUGUUAUUUUGAAACGAUGUUCCAUCAGAUCUGUGUUAGUGGACACAGACUGCUCAAACAUCCAAUGCCUUCCUUUACAAUGGAUACUAAUAACAAGACUAAUAAAAAUUCAUAUUUAUUACAAA
Salvelinus sp. IW2-2015 is the source of this 3189-nucleotide messenger RNA. NCBI's taxonomy places the organism in Eukaryota, Metazoa, Chordata, Actinopteri, Salmoniformes, Salmonidae. The record is from RefSeq and is a predicted model, not a curated record.